Molecule: messenger RNA, 3210 nt
Organism: Nymphaea colorata (pocket water lily)
Lineage: Eukaryota; Viridiplantae; Streptophyta; Magnoliopsida; Nymphaeales; Nymphaeaceae
Product: DNA topoisomerase 1 alpha-like
Exons: 16
Coding region: 254-2923 (889 amino acids)
Biological process (GO): DNA topological change; chromosome segregation; DNA replication
Cellular component (GO): nucleolus; chromosome
Molecular function (GO): DNA topoisomerase type I (single strand cut, ATP-independent) activity; DNA binding
Source: RefSeq, a predicted model, not a curated record
CACAACACCUCCCCCCCACCUCCUCCCUCUCCCUCUUUUCUCUUUCCUCCCCACCUCCUCCCUCCCUCCCUUCCUCUCUCCAGUCUUGCAAUACCCUUUUGCCCCUGCGUGCCCUAGUUUUUCCCUCGACCGCCGUCCGGCGCCGGCCGGACUUUCCCUCUAGCAUCCAAUAUCCGGCGCCGGCGUCUCAACGUCUCUGCCGCAGAUGGUAAUCUGUGCUUGCCACUGCCAGUUUGAAACAUAGAGACGUGGAAUGAUGGCUGUUCACGAACCUGCUAAGCGUCAGUUAAUUGAAAGCAGUGAUGAUGAUGAUGAUCGUCCUUUGACAUUCAGAAGAGGCAGCAUAUCCUCCAAAACAAAACAGUUGGAUCCAUUGGUGAGUCGGCCACCACUGAAAAAGCCUACCACUGAUAUACGGGCUCCUAGUGCUCAAAACUCAAAUUUGCAGGCAGAUAAAGGUGUGUCAUCCACAAAAGUAGUGGUGAAGAAGCUGUUUCCUGCAACUUCACAGGCGUCUUCUCUUGUGUCUUCUCGAUCAGAUGCAAAUCAGUCAUCAAGUCAAGCCAAUAAGACGAAGGUUUUGAGCAGGCCUUCAAAUGCACCAAGUAUCGAUUCUGAUGAUUCAGAUGAUGAUAGGCCAUUGAAUUUCAGAAGAACAAUGCUUACCAAGGUAGUUACUAAACCUAAGCCAGAAAACUUGAUUGACUUGAAAAAGGAAAAAAUAAGUCCAACAGCCUCAUCAGAAGAUUCUGAAGACGAUAAACCAUUGGCUCUGAGAGCAGCAGUAAAGCCUUCAAAUUCUGCUGGCAUUUCUAUUAAACCUGAGAUAGACUCAGAUGAAGAAGACAAAAAGCCUUUGUCUUAUAAAUUGCAGCAAAAUGGUUCUGGCAGAGGCCUAAAUGGUCAACUGACUUCAAAAGCAAACAGUGAUAUGAAGAAGAGGCCAUUAGAUGAAGCCAAUAGGUCUUCUAGUGUUCCUUCAGCUAAGAAGGCAAAAACAUCUAGUAUCUCUUUACCAGCCAAGGUUAAAGUAGAAACUGGGGUUAAGAGAGAACCAAGAGAAUCAUUUGAUGAUGAAGACUAUCAUCCUAUUGCAAAAGGGAUGAAGAAAUCAGUUGCAGAUGGUAAUAAUUCCCUUGCUAAAAAGGCUCCAGCAAAAGUGGCAACUUCAAUAAAAAAAUCAACAAAAAAACUUAAGAAGACAUUGAAGAAUUCCAAAUCGCAGUAUGGUAAGUCUGCAAAAGUUCCACCAGGGUCAGGCGGCGGCAAGAAAUGGACUACCUUGGAACACAAUGGGGUGAUAUUCCCCCCUCCAUAUAAGCCUCAUGGUGUAAAGAUGCUUUAUAAUGGAGAACCAGUUGAUUUGACUCCUGAACAGGAGGAGGUUGCAACGAUGUUUGCUGUGAUGAAAGAUACAGAAUAUGCAACAAAAAAGACAUUUAUUGAAAAUUUCAUGAACGAUUGGAGAGCUAUACUUGGAAAGAAUCACAAAAUCAAAAAAUUUGAGCUAUGUGAUUUUACCCCGAUCUAUGAUUGGCAUCAGAACGAGAAAGAAAAGAAGAAACAGAUGAGCUCAGAGGAGAAAAAAUCUCAGAAAGAAGAAAAACUGAAACAGGAGGAGAAAUACAUGUGGGCUAUUGUUAAUGGCGUGAAAGAAAAGGUCGGCAACUUUAGAGUUGAACCACCUGGACUUUUCCGUGGUCGUGGAGAACAUCCUAAGAUGGGAAAAUUGAAAAGGCGUAUCAUGCCGAAAGACAUUACCAUCAACAUUGGAAAAGGUGCUCCUAUCCCAGAAUGUCCAAUUCCAGGACAAAGCUGGAAGGAGGUAAAGCAUGACAACACAGUAACAUGGCUAGCGUAUUGGAACGAUCCAAUUAACUCCAAAGAAUUUAAGUAUGUCUUCCUUGCGGCUAGCAGUUCUUUGAAGGGGCAAAGUGACAAGGAGAAGUAUGAGAAAGCAAGAAAGUUGAAGGACUACAUUGAUGACAUAAGGAAAACUUACACAAAACAUUUCAAUCCAAAAACAGACAUUACACAAAGACAAAUAGCAGUUGCAACUUACCUUAUUGACAAGCUCGCUCUCAGGGCAGGAAAUGAAAAGGAUGAUGAUGAAGCAGAUACCGUGGGUUGUUGCACUCUGAAAGUGGAAAAUGUUACAUUGCGACCUCCUAGAUCACUUGAGUUUGACUUCCUUGGGAAAGACUCAAUCAGGUAUAGGAACACAGUAGAAGUUGAGCUUCCUGUAUAUGAAGCAAUUGGGAGAUUCAAGGCCGGUAAGAAAGAGGGAGAUGAUCUCUUUGACCGGCUGGAUACAACCAAACUAAAUGCACAUUUGAAAAACCUCAUGCCUGGACUUACGGCAAAAGUUUUCCGUACAUACAAUGCCUCCAUCACAUUGGAUACGGAGUUGCGGCAAGAGGAAGCUACUGGUAGCUGGCAAAUGAAAUCUGUAGCAGAAAGAGUUUCUGCUUAUCAAACUGCAAAUAAGAAGGUUGCAAUUAUCUGCAAUCAUCAGCGAGCUGAAUCAAAAUCACAUGCUGCACAGAUGGAAAAAUUAUCUGAGAAGGCUGCCAAAGCACAGGAAGAACUGGAAGCACUGGAAGAGGACCUCCGCAGAGCGAAGAAAGGGAAGCCCCCGCUAAGAGAUCCAGAUGGAACACCGAAAAAAUCAUUGGCGCCUGAAUCGCUAAUGAAGAAAAUUGCAUCAUGUAAAGAAAGAAUAGAAAAGAUAGACAGGGAUAUAAAAACUAAAGAGGAGAUGAAAAAUGUUGCCUUGGGUACAUCAAAGAUCAAUUAUAUGGAUCCACGGAUUUCUGUUGCGUGGUGUAAGCGUAAUGAGGUUCCUAUUGAGAAGAUUUUCAACAAGUCACUUCUGGCCAAGUUUGCAUGGGCCAUGGACGUGGAGCCUGAGUACAGCUUCUGAUUUAUGAAAAUCUUGAAGGUACCACAGAAAAUUUCAAGACACAAAUAUAAAUCCCUCAUGAUGCAGAUCGAAAUUUAGAGUCCCCCCUUCAUACGCAUCAACAAUGUGAUUCUUUCGUUUGGAGAAAAUUCUUUGGUGUUUGCUCCAUGGUUGAGGCCAACCCAUGACCAGUAGCUGGAGACAAGGAAGCCUUCAAUCGAACAUUGUAUCAUGCGACUCCUUUCUCUACGUCCCAAAAUAUGUAUUGGCAUUAGCUACGUUCAAAGUAAAGGUCUUCUCUUUCGUUA